UAGAUAUUUUAAUGUUUGGUCUCCGCUUGUGGAUGGCCGGCGACUCGCGCCACAAAUGCACGUGUAGCUGCGCGCUACUCUUCAAGUUCGUGCGGACUCCUGGUGUUGCUGCCACCGUUGGGAGUAUAAGAAAGAAGAACAUAAGGACGUCGGGUCUUUGAAGGCUUUACUUUGCAAGACCUCCUUCCGUCAUUUUUGCUCUUUGCUGCGUUCACGCGCAAAUUGUAUUUUUGAUGGAUUGAGGCCCGCCGAAGUUUUGCGCGCGGGUUUAGCCCUCUUCUACCCCCCGAAAAAAGGCACGUCUUCGGACCCUUCAGGUCGUUGCCCCUCCGCCCGCGUUGCGCCCGCGCUUCGCCAUCAGCAUCAGCAUCAGCUAUAUAGGUUGUCUCUCUCUCUCCCUCUCUCUCUCUCUCUCUCUCUCUCUUUCAAUAAGAAGAAAAAGGAAACUGUUAGUAAUUACAUCAGUUGUUGUGGCUUUCCUCCCAAGAGGUGCUAAAGAAAAACCUCAAGCCUUAGAAAGUCUUUGCCUACUGCUCUGUUGAAUGCCAGCGAGUCCUACCUUCAGCACGCUCGCUAAUUGCAUAUUGGAGUUGGUUUUUAUAAUUUUAUCUCCCUCGAUGUCGACCCGACUCAUCGCAAACAGAGCCUCUGCGCAGAAGAGUAUGAUCCGCUUUUUUUUUUGCGUCUCACGCAGCGAACAUUUAAUAGAAUGCAGAACAAGAAGGCAAUCUCAUACAGAGUUUCCCAAGACCGUUUUUUUUGCCCUGCACGUGACUCGUUUCUCGAUUUUCCUUUUUUCGAAUUACCGUAAGCCUUAUACAGUACCUGAGCACACCAUCAUACUGGUAGAAAAAGAAUACUGGUUUGUCUGUUGGUAAUUAAAUUUUUUUUUUUCCGAUCAGAUGAAUGUGUAGGGGAAGCGUGCCGCAGCAACCAUGUUUUUGCUGUUUUGUUAUCUCCCUCUGGUACAAAUGAGGGGAAGCGACGUUGUGGCAGCGGGAAUUCUCCUAUUCGUUCUGAUUGCGAAGUAGCACUGACGACCAAUAAGCCGAAGUGAAGAUUUGUUUUUACCGUUACGUAAUAUCAUAAUAAAAAUACCUUUUUUUUGUUGUUCCCUAAUACCAAAAUUUUCUCAUCCUUCUGCGUAGAAGCAAUGCGCAUUUGUGUCCAGUUCUUAGUUUCAUGCUUAAAUAAAUGAAGCAGUCCGCUCGCCUUGAAGCGGAAGUCAGCACAGGAUACUUUGAUGUAUGAUUUUUCUAUGUGGAGUCUUUUUGUUGUGAGAAAAACGGCAAAGAUACCGCUCUUGAUGCGGUAUCGCGUUUCUCUUUCCCACUCGUAAAUAAAUGCAAAUCUAACGAGAGGAGGCAUGUUUCGCACUACCUCUCAAUGUAGUACUAAAAAGGCAUGUCGCUAUGUUUUUUUCUCUACAGUACUUACUAUGAAGACUACUAUGGCAACUACGCGAAGCUCAAGCUAUAGUUUUACGAAGAAGAGCAAACAAAGACUAAUAUCCAACUGUUGUUGGCAGUCAUAAUGAUCAUCCGCAUUAUCAGAGUUUGCAGCUUCUGAAUCUGACUGAUUCUGCAAGCAAAAACAAUGAAUCGAAGCCCACGACGUAAAAAGUUUUGUCUAUAGUCGGACCUGCUGUACUGCUCAGCAAUUCGAAGCUUCGUGACAAAGCUGAUUGCGAAAGACUUCUUGGGGAUUGCGAGCGAGCCAGCAAUGAACACGCAUCGCAAGAACAAACUUCUCGAAAACCUGGAGCUUUAUUUUUGCAGUCACAUCAACAUGAUCUACACCAGAACUCAAAAAAAAUUGACUCUGGUUUCGUAUUUCUUGGCAAUGCUACUUAUUUCGAUUUAUUAAUUGCAGUUGUUCGUCAGAUCGGGACGACGACAAGUGCUGGCAAUGGUGGACAAGUUAUG
This is a messenger RNA of Amoebophrya sp. A120, 1925 nucleotides long. Lineage: Eukaryota; Dinophyceae; Syndiniales; Amoebophryaceae. The record is from the annotation of a GenBank genome assembly.